AUGUUCGUAUCCGAUUUUGUAACGCUUAUUCUUUUUGUUUUUUCACAUGCCUUGGCUGCUAGUGCCCCAGUAAUCCUAAAGAAUCCCCUUGGUGCCGUUGCGGUGGCCGACUUCCCUAGUGGAGGACCGUUCACACUGGCCAGAGGUUAUGUCUACUUCUACAGUCACAAUGGUCAAGAAGUUCAGGUCCAUGUCGACAUGUCUGGCUUGCCCAAAGAGAAUGGUCCAUUUGUCUACCACAUUCACGAUAAUGCCAUUUCUAACGACGAUUGUGAGACUGCCGGUUUGCACUUCAACCCAUAUGGAGCCACCCCGGAUUGUGACAAUCAGGAAGACGAUUCCUGGUGCCAGGUUGGAGAUUUGUCUGGCAAACACGGCAAUAUUAACACCACAUGCUUCUCAACAAGCUUUGGUGAUCCAUACCUUUCUUUGGGUGAGUCUGUGUCCAACAUUGUAGGCAAAUCCGUGGUAUUCCACUAUGCGGACUUAACCAAGUUUGCUUGCGCCAGUAUCCAAUUGGCUGACGAGGAGCAGAUUGAACGAUUCAAUGAAUUGAAAUUGCACGAAAAGAAGAGUUACGAAGAUACGGAGUCGGUGUUGGCCCCAAGUAAUACGUCUGAAACUGCCACCGAGUCGAUUGAACUCGAUAGUGAUGAACAUGCCAAUGAUACCAACGACACCCAUGAAGUGAACGACAUGACGAAUGGCAACACCAACGACACGAACAGCAUUUGGAAUUCCACCAAGUUGGCAUAUGAGAGCUGCAGUUCCGAAGCACAGGCAGCCAGUGUUCAUAGAGGUGUGGGGAUGGUGAUCGGAGCCGUUAUUGGGGCGCUUCUCUAG
Messenger RNA from Sungouiella intermedia, 843 nucleotides. NCBI's taxonomy places the organism in Eukaryota, Fungi, Ascomycota, Pichiomycetes, Serinales, Metschnikowiaceae. The record is from the annotation of a GenBank genome assembly.